This is a messenger RNA of Nilaparvata lugens (brown planthopper), 2478 nucleotides long. Its product is annotated as neurotactin-like. Lineage: Eukaryota; Metazoa; Arthropoda; Insecta; Hemiptera; Delphacidae. The transcript has 9 exons. The coding region runs from base 57 to 1853 and encodes 598 amino acids. The record is from RefSeq and is a predicted model, not a curated record.
GGGAUGUUGAGGACGGCAGGGGAGGAACUCCGGGCCCCCAGGCGGGUCUGGCGUCCAUGGAGACACUCGAUGACAGCAACGGAUCACACAAGGUGGACGAUGAGAAGAAGGAUGAAGCCGAAAUGGAAACUGUCAAACUGGACAUCGGAACUGACAAUAAUGGUGGAUUUGAAACAGAGAAGCCAGCUUUGAGCGACGAAGACGAAGAGCAUUCCAAGUGGGACAUUCCCGAGUGCUGUAGACGGUCGGCCAUUGUCCAGAGAAUCACCGAGUAUCAGACGCUUGGAGUCAUAGUACUCGUGUUCCUGUUCAUGAUAGUUUUCAUCCUGGUGUCUCUGCUGUUCUUUGGAGGUUCCCGGCCUCCGACCAAUGCUCCAAUCUACAACGGAAAAUAUGUCAAGGCCGUCACCAGCUGUGGAAAUGUUGAAGGAAUGCUGGAAGAAGGUGUGUUCGCGUUCAGAGGCAUUCCGUACGCUCUGCCGCCAGUCGACGAGUUGCGCUGGAAGCCACCCAAGGCGUUCGACCUGAACACGUGCUGGAACGACACGUUUCGCGCCCACAACUCGUCGGCGCACUGCUGGCAACGCUACAACAACGCAUCCGUCAACGGGGCGGAGGACUGUCUCACCCUCGACGUGUUCACGCCAUAUGUGCGGUAUCACUCGCCCCUGCCGGUAGUGGUACUAGUAGGCAGCGACACACUGGCAGGCGGUUCACCGGGCCAAGCGGUGGCGUCGCCGCGCAUCGCCCGCAACAAGGAGCUGGUGCUGGUGCGACCCAACUUCCGCCUCGGGCCACUCGGCUUCCUGGCGGCGCGACCGCUCACCACGGCCACGCAUCCGCCCACUUCCGGCAACUACGGCCUGCACGACUUAAUCGCCGCACUAAAAUGGGUGCAGCUCAACGCCGAGCACUUUGGAGGUGAUCGCCAGCAGGUCACUGUGUUGGCGCAUCGCGGAGGUGCGACGCUGGUCGCGGCGCUCACUGCUAUACGCAAGCCUGAGAAACUAUUUGCCCGUGCUUGGCUGUCGAGUGGAUCUGCAGUCUUUCCUGACGAACCACUCAUGGACUCUGAGAACAGAAACCGACAAUAUCUGGAGAAAUUGAAGUGCGAUCAUUAUGGAUCUCUCAAGUGUCUCCUCGAUCAAGACAUGGAAGAGCUGACCGACCAGGUGCCGUUGGAAUGGUGGUACAAGGCGGCCGAACUGCCCACCGCUGAGGAGAACAUGACCGCUGUCCACCAAUGGCUGGUGACCGACGGGAAAAUCAUCAAGGAGCAUCCGAGUCACGUCUGGGCCAAGGAACCGCUCAAGAUACAACUCGUUUUCGGAACAACGGCGCACGCUGAAGCCAGCUUGGAUCUGAAGCGCAAGAGCGCGGAGUGGAACGUUGAGGAUGUGGCUCUGAUGGUGCGGAGCAGUGUGCUGUCCGGCCUGGGAUUGGCUGAGGAGGCGCUGCGUCGCUACAACACCACCUACCCGGGUCUGGCCGCCAUGGUUUCCGACAUUCGCACCGUUUGUCCCCUCCUCACAGUCGCCAAGCAGAUACAGGGUGCCGGCUUCUACGUUGUUACUCAGACCCACGACGAUGACAUGGUCGAUCCUGACGCGGAUAUCAAAGCAAUCCUGGGCCACUACCCGACGCGCACGCCCGAGGAGCGUCGCUACGUCACCUCCAUUCAGCAGAUGUUCUAUCGGUACGUUGCACACGGCACAUUCGACACGAUUCCCUCGGACGCCAGCCAGAACCGACUCAUUAUGCUGGGCCAAGACCCUCUGCCCGCCAUCGAGUAUCCAAACUGCGACUAUUGGGUCAGCAAGGAUAUUGUGCCCAAAUACGCCCGCGUCCACUAGGCGAGCAAUGUGGCUUCUACCUAACCCAAUCUCGUUCUAUCUAUUUGAAAAAGAAUUCUCAGAUGACAUUCUUCUUAAUAUACCGUAACCGUACCAACCCAGGUCCACUAAAUUCGGAUGACGAGCAAUUUGGCUUCAAGAUAACUCAAUCUCAUUCUAUGUAUUUGAAAAAGAAUUAUGAUAUUCUCCCUCAUAUGAUACGCUUUCUUAAUAUACCAACACAGGUUGGGGACAAGGAGAAGGAACACAUAAUAAUAAGUCAAAAAGAAUUAUGAUAUUCUUCCUCAUAUGAUACUCUUUCUUAAUAUACCAACACAGGUUGGGGACAAGGAGAAGGAACACAUAAUAAUAAGUCUAUCAUAGAAGACACAGUGAGGUUGAGAUUAUGAAAGAGAACAUCUUGUGUUAGAAGAAAAAGGAAAAUCUAUGAUAAGUCUAUCUAUAAUAAUUAUGAUCUAUGGUAAGUUCAUUAUCGAUUUGUAAAGCCUUUGAAGGUGGAAGGAAAGAGAGAGUUCGUUGAAGAUUUAUUUCACUUGAUCUACUUGAGUUGUUUGUGAAGCAACCGAAUUUGUUCAAGUCUACUAAACAACUUGAUGUGUCAUGUUUUAAUGGUAAGUGUACUAUU